Messenger RNA from Oryza sativa Japonica Group (Japanese rice), 2319 nucleotides. Its product is annotated as beta-amylase 2, chloroplastic-like. The record is from RefSeq and is a predicted model, not a curated record. Gene Ontology annotation, biological process: polysaccharide catabolic process. Gene Ontology annotation, molecular function: beta-amylase activity. Lineage: Eukaryota; Viridiplantae; Streptophyta; Magnoliopsida; Poales; Poaceae.
CUCCUCUUCCAGAACCGGUAACCCUCACAAUCCCGUUCGUCGAGAUCGUCGCUUCGGCGUAACAACAAAUAAGGGGAGAUCCCCAAGUCCUAACCCGAAUCCAUUUCCAAUAAUCCAUUUCGCCACGAUUUGUUCUUGGUUGUCUGAGAGAGAGAGAGAGAGAGAUCCGUAUACAUUGCUGCUACUUGAGGUCAAGCCCGUUCGUUCGCGCGCGCGCGCCUGUCUGUCUCUGUUUGAUUGAUUCUUCUACGUCGUCGACGUACGCCUGUUCAUGAUGUCGCUCAACCUGGCUCACCAGACCGGAGCGGCGGCCGCCGUGGCACCGGCGGCGCCACGUACGGCCGUGGUCGCGGCGGCUGCGGGUACAGUGUCUGCUCCGGCGGUCGCGCCGGCGGCGGCGCCGAGCCUGCAGCUGCAGACGCAGACUGUGGACCCGGCGGCGCCGGCGCAGGGGCCGGACCUCCCCAUGGCCUUCCAGGCGCUGGUCGAGAGCCUGCCGGAGGAGCAGCACCCGGACGUGGGCGGCGAGGAGCGGCGCAAGGUGGGCGUGCCGGUGUACGUGAUGAUGCCGCUGGACACGGUGCGCAAGGACGGCAACGGGCUGAACCGGCGGAAGGCGGUGGAGGCGUCCCUGAAGGCGCUGAAGAGCGCCGGCGCCGAGGGGAUCAUGGUGGACGUGUGGUGGGGCAUCGCCGAGUGCGAGGGCCCCGGCCGCUACAACUUCACCGGGUACAUGGAGCUCAUGGAGAUGGCCAAGAAGAACGGGCUCAAGGUGCAGGCCGUCAUGUCGUUCCACCAGUGUGGCGGCAACGUCGGCGACUCAGUCACUAUACCACUUCCGAAAUGGGUGUUGGAGGAGAUGGACAAGGACCAGGACCUGGCCUACACGGAUCGGAGCGGCCGCCGCAACUACGAAUACCUCUCGCUCGGCGCCGACGCCAUGCCGGUGCUCAAGGGCCGCACGCCGGUGCAGUGCUACGGCGACUUCAUGCGCGCCUUCCGCGACCACUUCGCCGCCUUCAUGGGCAACACCAUAGUCGAGAUUCAAGUCGGCAUGGGUCCGGCCGGUGAGCUCCGCUACCCGUCGUACCCGGAGAGCAAUGGCACCUGGAGAUUCCCCGGCAUCGGCGAGUUCCAGUGCUAUGACAGGUACAUGCUGAGCAGUCUCAAGGCGGCGGCGGAGGCGGUGGGCAAGCCGGAGUGGGGCAACGCCGGGCCGGGAGACUCCGGCGGGUACAACGACUGGCCGGAGGACUCGCCCUUCUUCCGCCGUGAAGGUGGGUGGAACACUCCCUACGGUGAGUUUUUCAUGAGCUGGUACUCGCAGAUGCUCCUGGAACACGGCGAGCGCAUCCUGUCGGCGGCGUCGGGCGUGUACACCGGCACACCCGGCGUGAAGAUCUCCGUGAAGGUGGCCGGCAUCCACUGGCACUACGGCACGCGGUCCCACGCCGCGGAGCUGACGGCAGGGUACUACAACACGAGGCACCACGACGGGUACCAGCCGAUCGCGCGCAUGCUGGCCCGCCACGGCGCGGUGCUCAACUUCACGUGCGUGGAGAUGCGCAACCACGAGCAGCCGCAGGACGCGCAGUGCCGGCCCGAGGAGCUGGUGCAGCAGGUGGCGGCCGCGGCGCGGGAGUCCGGCGUGGGGCUCGCCGGCGAGAACGCGCUGCCGAGGUACGACGAGACGGCGCACGACCAGAUCGUGACGACGGCGGCGGAGAAGGCGGAGGAGGAGCGCAUGGUAGCGUUCACCUACCUGCGCAUGGGGCCCGACCUGUUCCAGCCGGACAACUGGCGCCGCUUCGCCGCGUUCGUGAAGCGCAUGACGGAGUCCGGCGUGCGGGACGUGUGCCGCGAGCAGGUGGAGCGGGAGGCGCAGGGCGUCGCGCACGCCACCGGGUCGCUCGUGCACGAGGCCGCCGUCGCGCUCAGCAACUGAUCGAUCAGCCGACCUCGCGCGUAGAAGGGUAAAAACGCUUUACAUAUUUUAUACUCCCAAGAUUAUUUGUUGUAAUCAGCGUCGCGUACGCGUGCGACGACAUCGAUCGCUCAAGUGUGCAACCUUGAUCUGCGAAAAGAAGAAGAAAAACAUAGUGUGGUGUGCGUGUGUGUGUGUGUGUGUGGGGGGGGGGGGGGGGGGUUACUGGGUAAGUACGUGUACGUAGUUGCCACGUUUCAGGCUUUUGAUGCUGGCCGAUUCUGGCAUCGCUCAAAGCUUUUGCUUUUGCAGGAAAUGGAUGUAACUAUUACAUUUUCUAUCAUAAGAAAAUACAUGUACUUCAAAACCCGAAAUGCCAGUACUACAUUCGUGCA